AUGAGAGCGGUGCAAGUGAAGAUGUGUGCGAAGAGAGUGUACGAUGUUUCUCGUGACCUAUGUGAACAGAAGUUACCAAUUCAUCAAGAAGGGCUGAGGGUGCUCAACUACACCAAAUUCGGAGACUCGUUGGUUGAAGCCCAUCCCGGUGAUAAUUCCUCAUUACUUCCGACGGCCGCACGUGAGAUCAGAAGGGCUUUCAGCGGGUGUAGGAGAAAAACAUCUGCAGGUGCAGAGUUUCAGUGGACUAAGAUGAAUAAAGAAGAUGAUGUUUUAGGUAAAUCUCACGAAACAUGGUUCUGGAAAUUAGAGCAACUCCCAAAUGAAGGUCAUCCUGUGAAUGUGGGAAAUGUAGGAAUAAUACCUCCUAAAUUUUCUGUCGCAAUGUGUCAGACCACUCCAUGGAGGUUGAUAUCUGUGAUCUUAGGAGUAACAGCCCUUGUGUUGAUGGGUACUUUGGGAAUUUUGUUAACAUACAGUAAUAAUCAGACACCACCAUCUCCAGCACCCACCACUGAACCCCAGGAACGCUCUGUCUGCUGUUCUUGCCAAGAAAAGUGGAUUGGAUACAAAUGCAACUGUUAUUUCAUUUCUAAUGAUGUUAAAACUUGGGCAAAGAGCAAGGAAUUCUGUGUUUCUCAAAAUUCUAGUCUACUUCAGUUGCACAAUGGAGAUGAAUUGCAGCGCUUUAUGAGCAUCAGUGAAAAUUUUUACUGGGUUGGACUCUCUUACAGCAAAGAACAUAAUGGCUGGUUGUGGGAAAAUGGCUCUGCUCUCAUCAAAAAUCAAUUGUCAUUCGCUAAACCUCCAGAUACAGGCAACUGCAUACUAUAUAGCCCAACCAAAAGUGUUUUGGAUGAAUCCUGCACAAAUAAAAAUUAUUAUAUAUGUAAACAACAGCUUCUUUAG
Messenger RNA from Pteronotus mesoamericanus, 909 nucleotides. RefSeq names its product natural killer cells antigen CD94-like. Gene Ontology annotation, molecular function: transmembrane signaling receptor activity. The record is from RefSeq and is a predicted model, not a curated record. Lineage: Eukaryota; Metazoa; Chordata; Mammalia; Chiroptera; Mormoopidae. Gene Ontology annotation, cellular component: external side of plasma membrane; plasma membrane. The transcript has 8 exons. The coding region runs from base 1 to 909 and encodes 302 amino acids. Gene Ontology annotation, biological process: stimulatory C-type lectin receptor signaling pathway; positive regulation of natural killer cell mediated cytotoxicity.